Molecule: messenger RNA, 2299 nt
Organism: Nymphalis io (European peacock)
Lineage: Eukaryota; Metazoa; Arthropoda; Insecta; Lepidoptera; Nymphalidae
Product: BRCA1-associated protein
Exons: 11
Coding region: 264-1907 (547 amino acids)
Biological process (GO): Ras protein signal transduction; protein ubiquitination
Cellular component (GO): cytoplasm
Molecular function (GO): zinc ion binding; ubiquitin protein ligase activity
Source: RefSeq, a predicted model, not a curated record
AUGAAAAUUCAGUUCUAAAGAACAUCUGUCAUCUAUUAAAAUAUAGUAAACUUAUUUAAUUUGUACUGUUCUACAGUAGUUGUUUAGCUCUAUAUAUUUCUCGGUCGCAAUUGGCACUAUUUAUAUAUAAAAUUACUUGUACUGAUAAGGUAAAAAGUAAUACAAUCGAAAUAAUCUUAUUCGUGAAAUAAAUAAAAACUAGAAAGCGAUGCUAUAUCUUGACAGUAGUUCUUUGUUGUGAAACACUUAGAUUUGUUUUUUAAAUGUCUGUAUCUUUGUGCGUUUUACGGAUAGAAAUAGACGAAGAAGUGACUGAAAUGGGUGAUAAUCCAGUUGAAGUUGAACUAGCUAAAGAACAGAAGAAAAAAGAUAGAGGUGCUCGUGACUCAAAGACCAUAACUGUGGAGACAUAUGCCAGUGUCCUUAUGGGACCUAACAGCGUUUCCGGGAUAUUACCUACAAGUUCACGCAGGUCUCCUUUAGAGGGUAGCACAUCUGAAGAUGAUAACACCAUCAGCUUUUUUUGUGGUAACCCAUUAGUAGAAGUUACAAAAGGUGUCCUCCAUUUGUAUAAGGAAAAUGAAUUAAAGGAAGCAGAAGAAGCUAAGACCCUGUGUUUGCUGUCAGUUCCUGGUGCAUUAGGAGCUGCUGACCUAUUGGCUUUUGCUGCAGCUUGCCAGGAGGAUAUAUCACAUGUUAGGGUACUACGAGAUGGUUCUCCUGACCACUACAUGGCCCUGCUUACGUUUCGAACAUGUCAGUCAGCACGGGAGUUCCAUUCUGCAUUUUCGGGUGUACCCUACAGUAGCCUGGAACCUCAAGCUCUGUGCCACAUGGCCUGGGUGUCUCGUGUAGAGUGGGCUCGUCAUGGAGCUGCACCCCCUUCGCACACUGAGUUGCCUACUUGCCCUGUUUGCCUGGAGCGCAUGGACGAGAGCGUGGCGGGCGUGCUGAGCGUGCAGUGCGCGCACGCGUUCCACGCGGAGUGCCUCGUGCGCUGGCGGGACGCGCGCUGCCCCGUGUGUCGCUGCGCGCAGACGCCCGAGCCGCGCGAGCGGGCGCUCUGCCAGCAGUGCGAGAGCGAGAGAGAGGGCGAGGACACGGUGGAGGCGGAGGAUGAGUGCGCGUCUGCGGGCGAAGGAGAGGGCGGCGAGGGCGCGGCUGAGGGGCUGGACGCGGGUUCGCUGUGGAUCUGUCUUAUCUGCGGACACGUGGGCUGCGGCAGGUACGAAAAGGGACAUGCCGCUAAACACUUUCAGGCGUCAAAUCACACAUACGCGUUACAACUCGGCUCGAACAGAGUUUGGGAUUAUGCAGGCGACAACUUCGUGCACCGCCUCGUGCAGAACAAGGCGGACGGCAAGCUGGUGGCGGCCGAAGGCACCGCACACGACGACAAGCUGGACAACGCGCAGCUCGAGUUCACCUACAUCCUCACGCGACAGCUGGACGGCCAGCGCUCCUACUACGAGGAGAGGAUCGCGGAGCUGGAGCGCGCGCGCGCGGCCGAGCUGUGCGCGGCGCGGGCGCGCGCGGCGGGCGCGGGCGCCGAGGCCGCCGCGCUGCGCGACACGCUCGCCGCGCUGCGCCGCGACCACGCCGCGCUCGAGCGCCGCCUGCACCACCUCACCGCCAAGGUGUCCACACUGCAGAGUGCGCUGUCGGAGGAGCGCAGCCUGGCGGCGGCGAUGGCGCGCUCGCACGCGCAGUGGCAGGAGCGAGCGGACGCGCGCGAGCAGGAACUCGCCACCGAGGUGGCAGAUCUCAAAGAACAGGUACGCGACGUAAUGUUCUUCGUGGAGGCUCGCGGACAACUGGAAAAGACUGAAGUCGCUACGCAAGAGGAAAUCGCGUCCUCCAGCGUCACCGUGCAAGCGCCUGCUAAGCCGCGUAGACGAAGGCGAUAACUGUCAGAUAUUUUCAUUACAAACGAUUUAAUUGAAAAAAAUCCUCAACACUGAUUGUGAGGCAUUUAAAAAAAGAAUACGAAAUUACCUUUACGAAUCGUUUUUUAUUUUGGCUUGGAUCCAAAAAACGCAAUAAAAUUGUGUUAGAUUCAUCAGAAAGAUAGUUUGUAAGCGAUUAUUGUAAAUAAAUAUUCAUGAAUGUUGGACCAUGUAAAAAAAUCGCUUGCUCAUUUAAAAAUAUCAGCUUCAUAGAAUACAGUUUUUUUUUUCUUCUAAUAAUACUUAUUUGUAGUAUACUAAGUUGUAUUAAAACAGAAUAAUUUUCUAGCUGAGCACAUUACUUACAAAUUUAUAUAUACUGUGAUAUAACUUAAAAAUAAAUAUUUAAUUUU